CUCACCUCUCUUCAUCCAUCCCCACGCCGAAAGGCAGCAGCGUCCGGCGGAGCUACUGCUCGCUCAAGCUGAAGCGCGACCAGUCCUCCCAGGAAGAAGCCAUCUACCAUGGCCUGCUCCUUCUUCUUCGACGCCGAGCCGGUCGGCGAGCACGGCAUGCCCGCACUGGACGCGUGCGUGCUGUGCGCCAAGCCGCUCGCGCGCGACAGUGACGUCUUCAUGUACAGAGGGGACACCCCUUUCUGCAGCGAGGACUGCCGCCACGAGCAGAUGCGGCUCGACGCCGUCUGCGAGAGGCAUUCUCCCCGGAGGCUUCAGCUGUACUCGUCCGGGACGACGGAGUCCCAACGCCGCCAGCGAGCGCCCAGGAAGGUGUCGAUCGCGAGCUAGCCGGCUGGCCGGAGCACGUGGUCGAACCGACGAGAUCUGUAUUCUGAAGAACCCACGAUUUGGUGAGGCAUCUGAUGCCUCUGGCGCUCUUGCGUCAGCGUAAGCCGGCGAUGCAACUCGGCGCUUCCUACCCAGGGGCGGCAAGGCCGGAGGCACGAGGCAUAGUUGCCCGUAGGAGAUUUGUUGAUGGCGAGCUAUUUAAGCUGCCCACCAAUUGUUUUGAGUGGAAACAAAAUAGAAGAGGGCCGUAGGUCUGAAGAAAUCUAUCCAACAUGAUUCAGUGUGAUUUAACUUCAGUUUGGCCAGUCUCUACUCGUGCGCCCUUUCUUAUUUCUGUUUUAGUUAGUCGCCCUCUCUUAUUUUGUUUCCCUUGUAAGUUGUUGAGAGACUAAAUCCACACACUACCAAUGACCACUCUUUGUCAAAGAGAAUAUCGUCUCUCACGA
Messenger RNA from Lolium perenne, 836 nucleotides. RefSeq names its product FCS-Like Zinc finger 2-like. The record is from RefSeq and is a predicted model, not a curated record. NCBI's taxonomy places the organism in Eukaryota, Viridiplantae, Streptophyta, Magnoliopsida, Poales, Poaceae.